Messenger RNA from Scomber japonicus (chub mackerel), 1733 nucleotides. It is a transcript of the gene clp1, whose product is annotated as cleavage factor polyribonucleotide kinase subunit 1. Gene Ontology annotation, biological process: tRNA splicing, via endonucleolytic cleavage and ligation. The coding region runs from base 79 to 1404 and encodes 441 amino acids. Gene Ontology annotation, cellular component: mRNA cleavage factor complex; nucleus. Lineage: Eukaryota; Metazoa; Chordata; Actinopteri; Scombriformes; Scombridae. The record is from RefSeq and is a predicted model, not a curated record. The transcript has 6 exons. Gene Ontology annotation, molecular function: polynucleotide 5'-hydroxyl-kinase activity.
CGCGACUCAGACAGCAGAGGUUCCCCAGGAGUGAGGGAAGUUAUUUUAAUGCAACAAUAAAGACUCAAAUUAGCUCUCAUGGCCACAGAGGUUGUAGAAAAGCCAAGCGAGGAUGCUCCAGUACCUGGAAAAGUCAGCAAUAGGUUUGAUCUGGAGAAGGAGACUGAACUUCGGUUUGAGGUGGAGUCAGGGGAGGCUGCAGAACAACUUGAGCUGGAGCUCCUCUCGGGUAUGGCUGAGGUGUUUGGCUCAGAGCUGAACCGCAACAAGAAGUACACAUUUGGGCCAGGCUCUAAGAUCGCCGUUUUCACCUGGCAAGGCUGCAGUGUGAAUCUCUAUGGGAAGCCAGAGGUGUCAUAUGUGUCCAAGGAUACUCCCAUGCUGCUCUACCUGAACACACACGCUGCCCUGGAACAGAUGCGAAAACAGGCAGAACGUGACAAUGAGAGGGGGCCGAGGGUGAUGGUGGUGGGACCUACAGAUGUGGGGAAGUCGACCGUAUGCCGACUCCUUCUGAGCUAUGCAGUGAGAGUGGGCAGGAGGCCCACCCUGGUGGAACUGGAUGUUGGACAGAGUGGGGUGUCUGUACCGGGGACAGUGUCGGCACUGUGUAUUGAGCGUCCAGCAGAUGUGGAGGAGGGUUUCUCAGUCCAGGCUCCUUUGGUCUACCACUUUGGCUCAACUACACCAGGGACCAACAUCAAACUUUACAAUAAGCUUACAUCAUGCCUAGCCGAGGUGUUUUCCCAGCGCUGUGAGGUGAACAGGAAAGCCAGCGUGGGUGGCUGUAUCAUUAAUACCUGCGGCUGGGUGAAGGGCUCUGGAUACCAGGCUCUUGUCCACUGUGCGUCUGCCUUUGAGGUGGAUGUGGUGCUGGUGCUGGACCAUGAAAGGCUCUACAAUGAACUCAAAAGAGACCUCCCUCACUUUGUUCGGGUUGUGCUCUUACCCAAGUCUGGGGGUGUAGUGGAGCGUUCCAAAGAAUGCAGACGGGACACUCGGGAUGAAAAGAUCAGGGAGUACUUCUAUGGCUUCCGUGGAUUGUCGUUCUACCCUUUCUCCUACGAAGUGCGUUUCUCUGAUGUCCGCAUCUACAAGAUUGGGGCACCAUCCAUCCCUGACUCGUGCCUACCCCUGGGAAUGUCUCAGGAUGACACACAGCUGAAGCUGGUGCCUGUGACACCAGGGAGAGACCUCACUUAUCACGUGUUGAGCGUCAGCAGUGCGGAGGACGGAGAGGAAGGUGCUAGAAAGGGUAUCGUGGAGAGUCCUGUGUGCGGCUUCAUUGUGGUGACUAAUGUGGACACACAAGCACAGGUGAUGAAGGUGUUGUCCCCAGCACCCAGACCACUGCCCAGACACACUCUGCUUAUCAUGGACAUCCGUUUCAUGGACAUGAAAUGAUGAAGGAACAGUUCUGGGAAGAGGACUGGGUCACUAAAGAACUGGGGAUCAUGUAGACAAGUUCUGUUGAGAGGAAUUUACUGUCAGGGGAGUUUUUGUUUUCUUGUUUGAGCUCUGUGAGACUGCAGAACACAAAAGAUUAAAAAUAAGAAAGAUUUAAGUAUCAAAAUUGGUAUCUGCUGUAAAUGAUUCUCCAUUUUAUAAACCACAUUGUACAGAAUUUGUGACAGCGAAUGUUUUAUCAGUACAGUAAUUUUUUCUUGAUAGUCUGUUUUCUACAUGUUUUUUCUUGAGUAAUAAUUUUUUAAGAAUGUAAAACAUUGUGUGUA